Molecule: messenger RNA, 2459 nt
Organism: Neltuma alba
Lineage: Eukaryota; Viridiplantae; Streptophyta; Magnoliopsida; Fabales; Fabaceae
Product: laccase-3-like
Exons: 6
Coding region: 481-2211 (576 amino acids)
Biological process (GO): lignin catabolic process
Cellular component (GO): apoplast
Molecular function (GO): hydroquinone:oxygen oxidoreductase activity; copper ion binding
Source: RefSeq, a predicted model, not a curated record
UCUCAUUUAUUUUUACAAACUAAAUGGCUGUGGCUGAUGAAAGGAUCAGAGAAGAAUAAAAAAUUUGCAAAUCAAACCUUAAACAUUUCAUUAAGAUAGUAAUUUAACAAUAUUAAAUGGAAACCUAUUUUGCUUGGCUUAUGGUAACAAGCAUGUUUACUAGUUCUUUAGCAAAAAUGUUCAGGUACUUACCCAGUCUCAUCGUGGAUCACUUCUUUGUAUGAAAAUCUAAAGACUAUCUAUAACAUCUGCUCCACAGAUGAUUGCGCUAGUGGGUGCACCAAAUCCUCUUUAUGGUUAGACUAAUUGCCCUUUAAUAUUAAGUACACUGCUGACUCUCAUGUAAAAGGCCAUAACUUCUAAAUUCCCAUACUAAUAAAAAAGAAAUUCCUUGAUUGGCUUUCUCUCUUUUCACUCUAUAAAUACCUGCACAUCAGACCAGUGCCAAGCCAUCUCCAUUCAACAAAGCCAGAGACAAUAAUGGAGACUUUUCACCUUCCUGGCAAGUCAAGUUGCCUCUGGCUGUUGCUCAUCCUGCUCACUAUCACUGCUUGUGUUGAUUCUCAUCCACCUGCAGAGACUCACUACCAUGAAUUUGUUAUUCAAAAUACACCAGUGAAGAGGCUGUGCAGAACUCUCAACGUACUCACUGUCAACGGGCAAUUCCCGGGGCCAGCAAUUGAAACAAGGAAUGGAGAUUCACUUGUUAUCAAAGUAACCAAUGCUGGAAGAUACAACAUUUCAAUACACUGGCAUGGUCUUCGAAUGCUGCAAAAUCCAUGGGCAGAUGGACCUAGUUAUGUGACCCAGUGUCCAAUCCCCCCAGGAGGAACUUACACAUACCGCUUUACUAUCAAUAACCAGGAAGGCACACUAUGGUGGCAUGCUCAUACUGGAUUCCUCAGAGCUACUGUCUAUGGAGCUUUCAUAAUCUACCCAAGAUUGGGGUCUCCUUAUCCUUUCCCAAUGCCAAAGCGAGAAUUCCCCAUCCUUCUUGGGGAAUGGUUCGAUAGGGAUGCAAUGAGUCUCUUAAGGAUGACACAAUUUACAGGGGGACCCCCAAAUGUAUCUCUUGCAUACACCGUUAAUGGUCAGCCUGGUGAUCUCUACAGAUGCUCCAGCCAAGAUACCGUACGGAUUCCAGUAGAACCUGGUGAGACAAUUCUCUUAAGAAUAAUCAACAGUGCACUUGAACAAGAACUCUUCUUUUCGGUUGCCAACCACAGGAUGACGGUUGUUGGCACUGAUGCUGCAUAUACCAAGCCUUUCACCACAACAGUUCUGAUGAUAGCACCAGGCCAGACAAUCAAUGUCCUUCUCACUGCUGAUCAAGCCCCAGGUCGCUACUACAUGGCAGCACGUGCCUAUGAAUCAGCCCAAAAUGCUCCCUUUGACAAUACCACCACUACUGCAAUCCUUGAGUACAACUCUGCUAGCUGCAAGAAUUGUGGACAAAAUUCAAGACCAAUAUUGCCGGCUCUGCCAGCCUUUAAUGACACAGCGACUGCAACUGCAUUCAAUGCUGGACUCAGGGGCCUUUCCCAGGUUAAGGUAUUUCAAGAUGUUGAUGUGAGUCUGAACUUCAUAGUGGGGUUAGGAUUAAUCAAUUGCACCAAUCCUAAUAGCCCCCGUUGCCAAGGACCUAAUGGAACUCGCUUCACAGCCAGCAUGAACAAUAUUUCUUUGGUACUCCCAAGAACUACCUCCUUAAUGCAAGCAUACUAUCAAGGAAUGCCUGGUGUCUUCACCACAGACUUUCCUCCUGUUCCUCCGCUGCAAUUUAAUUAUACAGGGAAUGUCCCCCGAGGCCUAUGGACACCUGCUCGAGGAACUAAGCUCUACAAGUUGAAAUAUGGUUCCAAGGUGCAACUUAUUUUCCAGGAUACGAGCAUAGUAACACCUGAGGACCACCCCAUGCAUAUUCAUGGAUACCACUUCUACAUAGUUGGUUCAGGUUUUGGCAACUUCAACCCAGCAACGGAUCCUGCUAAGUUUAAUCUUAUUGAUCCACCUGUGAGAAACACCAUAGGAACACCUCCAGGAGGAUGGGUAGCCAUUCGUUUUGUUGCUGAUAAUCCAGGAAUUUGGUUCGUGCAUUGUCAUAUAGAUUCACAUCUCAAUUGGGGUUUGUCAAUGGCAUUCCUCGUAGAGAAUGGAGUUGGACCGUCACAGUCAGUUAUACCACCACCACCAGAUCUACCAAGAUGUUAAGAUGAAGAAUACAUCAUUAGUUAUAAAUUUUAUGCUAAUGAAAUAUUGGCUUGCUGUUUGCAUAUUCUUCAAAUAUUUUCUAAAUAGUAAGUGUGGUUUUCUUUAUUGUGUGAUCCAUGUAGCCAGCCUCACCUAGUGGGGUAGGGCUAAUUGUUGUCGUUGUAUAGUCAAUGUGGUUUUCCACCUUCAUUCCUAGUCCAGAAUAGGAUGAUGCUCAAUUGAGCAGCUUACUUGUUUCCCCCUGAUUG